AUGAGAACGCACCGUCCUGGGGUCGCUAACGGUUCCACCCGCGGUCCUCAGGGCCUUCACGCACCUUCCCGGGGGUUCAGGCGUUUGCCUGGUCUGACAGCCCUGGAAACCCUGGCCAGCCUCCGGGGAUUCAGAACCAUCCACGUCACGCCACGCCACGCCACGUCACGCCACGCCACGCUGCGCCUUCUCACGACAUGCUCACCACGUCACGCCACGCCACGCCACACCACGUUUCGUCACGCCACGCCUCAUCACGACAUGCUCAUCACGCCACGCCACGCCGCGCCUUCUCACACCACGACACGUCACGCCCCGCUUUGUCACACCACACCACGCCACGCCUGCAGCCGCCUGCAGCUGCCAAGUCCUCAGUUGCCUCUUAGACUGAAAUGGGCAAGUUUGGACUCGGAACCCGCAGUCCGGGGGUCCUGGGUCCUGGGCCCCACAGGUCGCUGCCACCAUCAGAAGGAGGAAAGGUCACUGCAGAUGAUGCAUCAGGAAGCCAAGUUUAACUUCGCCUACAUCAGGACACAGGUGUUGGAGCUGCCCUGUGCUGGCAAGGAGCUGAGCAUGGUCAUUCUGCUCCCAGAUGCAGAAGUGGACCUCAACCUGGUGGAAAAUAACCUUACUUUUGCGAAAUUCAUAGCCUGGACCAAGCCAACCUUUAUGCAGACUAUUGAAGUUAAAGUUUUCCUUCCAAGGUUUAAACUGCAGGAGAAUUAUGACAUGGAGUCUGUGCUUCAGCGUUUGGGAAUGGUUGAUGCCUUUCAACAGGGCCAGGCUGACCUGUCUGCAAUGUCAACUGAGACAGACCUGUGUCUGUCCAAGGUUGUGCACAAGAGCAUCUUGGAGGUGAAUGAAGAAAGCACUGAGGCUGUGGCGGCCUCAGCCAUAGCCACUGCGAGCUAUUGCUCAGAAUCUUCACCAAGGUUCUGUGCUGACCACCCCUUCCUUUUCUUCAUCAGGCAUAACAAAACCAACACCCUUCUGUUCUGUGGCAGGUUCUCAUCUCCCUAAAGGUGUACUUCCUGUACAUGGAGAGUUUCCCUCUUUCAGUGUCCCCAGAUUCCCUCUGCAGUUCCAUGAGCAUGGGCCUAUAGGUGAACACCAAGUUCAAAGAUGAGG
Molecule: messenger RNA, 1128 nt
Organism: Sciurus carolinensis (gray squirrel)
Lineage: Eukaryota; Metazoa; Chordata; Mammalia; Rodentia; Sciuridae
Product: serpin B9-like
Biological process (GO): negative regulation of endopeptidase activity
Cellular component (GO): cytoplasm
Molecular function (GO): serine-type endopeptidase inhibitor activity
Source: RefSeq, a predicted model, not a curated record